Molecule: messenger RNA, 6429 nt
Organism: Penicillium odoratum
Lineage: Eukaryota; Fungi; Ascomycota; Eurotiomycetes; Eurotiales; Aspergillaceae
Gene: pksP
Product: polyketide synthase alb1
Exons: 3
Coding region: 1-6429 (2142 amino acids)
Biological process (GO): fatty acid biosynthetic process
Molecular function (GO): fatty acid synthase activity; phosphopantetheine binding; 3-oxoacyl-[acyl-carrier-protein] synthase activity
Source: RefSeq, a predicted model, not a curated record
AUGCAGGGUCCCAGUCGUGUGUAUCUCUUCGGAGAUCAGACUGCUGAUUUUGACUCGGGCCUUCGGCGUCUGCUGCAAGCCAAGAAUGACUCGCUCCUAACCGCCUUCUUCCAGAAGUGCUAUCAUGCUUUGCGGAGGGAGAUCAGCAAGCUGCCGCCAUCUGAGCGGCAGAUGUUCCCCCGUUUCACGAGCAUUGUUGAUCUUCUAGCAAGAUAUCGUGAGCAUGGUCCCAACGCUGCUUUGGAAAGCACGUUGACGACUAUUCAUCAGCUGGGAUGCUUCGUUCACUACUAUGGAGACCUUGGAAAUGCCUAUCCUUCUGGAUCCGAGAGCUUCAUUGUCGGUCUUUGCACAGGCGAGCUGGCUUCUGCAGCCGUGAGCUCGUCAAAGACCGUUGGAGAGCUCAUGGCGGCCGGUGUGGAGACCGUUGUUCUGGCUCUUCGACUUGGAAUGUGUGUUUUCAAAGUAAAAGAUCUGGUAGAGGUGAACAAGUCAGCAUCUCCUAGCUGGUCUGUAUUGGUAUCAGGAAUCAGGGAGCAGGAAGCUCAGGCACUGAUUGAAAAAUUCGGCAAGGUGAAUGCGAUUCCCCUCGUCUCCCAGCCAUAUGUCAGCGCUGUCAGCCAAAAUGGGGUGACAAUCAGUGGUCCUCCAACUACUUUGGAUCGAUUCAUCGAAAAAUCACUUUCUAAGGAACACAAGCCUAUGAGAGUCCCCAUCCAUGCUGCAUACCAUGCCUCACAUCUCUAUGACGAGAGGGAUGUCAGCCGUAUCAUGGAAUCUUGGCCAAAAGACGAUUUCUCAAACUACGUUCCGCAGAUCCCAAUCAUCUCAAGCGAGACAGGAGCCGUGGUUGAUGCUCAAAAUCUGGAAGAGUUGUUGAGAUUUUCCCUUUCAGAGAUUCUUAUUCGACAGCUCUGCUGGGACAAGGUCGUCGAUGCAUGCUCCUCGACUUUGAAAAUGGCAGAUGGAAAAUGCACCUUGCUACCCAUCUCAAGUACUGCAACACAAAGUCUCUACUCGGCCCUGAAGAAAUCUGGAGUUUCCGAUAUUGAGCUCGACUGUGCUAUCGGCGAUGUCAAGAAAGAUCCUAAGGGUGAAAACCACAGCGGUCGCUCAGAGCAGUCCAAGAUUGCUAUUAUUGGCCUCUCUGGACGUUUCCCCGAGGCCCCUGACACUGAGGCUUUGUGGGAUCUCCUUUACAAAGGACUCGAUGUCCACCGUGAAGUCCCAGCAGACCGUUGGGACGUCAAGGCUCACGUGGAUAUGGAUGGAAACCGACGAAACACCAGCAAAGUGCAAUACGGAUGUUGGAUUAACGAGCCAGGUCUCUUUGAUCCUCGAUUCUUCAAUAUGUCUCCUCGUGAGGCGUUGCAGGCUGAUCCUGCUCAGCGAAUGGCUCUUCUCACCGCGUACGAGGCUUUCGAAAUGGCCGGUUUCAUUCCGGACAGCACCCCAUCUACUCAGAAGAACCGAGUUGGCGUUUUCUAUGGCAUGACCAGUGAUGAUUACCGUGAGAUUAACAGUGGUCAAGACAUUGACACUUAUUUCAUCCCCGGUGGCAACCGUGCUUUCACCCCUGGUCGCAUCAACUACUAUUUCAAGUUCAGCGGUCCCAGUGUUAGCGUUGAUACAGCAUGCUCCUCCAGUCUUGCUGCAAUUCACGUGGCAUGCAACUCACUUUGGAAGAAUGAUUGUGAUUCUGCUGUGGCAGGUGGUGUCAACGUUCUGACCAACCCUGACAACCACGCCGGUCUUGACCGCGGCCACUUCCUCUCGCGAGGCGGAAACUGCAACACCUUUGACGAUGGUGCUGAUGGCUACUGCCGAGCCGAUGGUAUUGGCUCGGUUGUGUUGAAGAGACUUGAAGAUGCUCAAGCAGACAAUGAUCCCAUCUACGGUAUCAUCAACGGCGCGUACACGAACCACUCCGCCGAGUCUGUCUCCAUCACUCGCCCCCUUGCCGGCGCACAAGCUUUCAUCUUCGACAAACUGCUCAACGAAGCCGAUGUCAACCCCAAGGAUGUCAGCUACAUUGAGAUGCACGGAACUGGUACUCAGGCCGGCGAUGCCGUGGAGAUGCAAUCUGUUCUGGAGGUUUUCGCUCCUGACUAUCGUCGUGGCCCAUCUCAAUCGCUCCACCUUGGAUCGGCAAAGUCAAACAUUGGUCAUGGAGAAUCCGCCUCUGGUGUGUCUGCCUUGAUCAAGGUCCUGGUAAUGAUGCAGAAAAACAUGAUUCCUCCUCACUGUGGAAUCAAGACCAAGAUCAAUCACAACUUUCCGACCGACCUUAAGCAGCGAAAUGUUCAUAUCGCCAUGGAGCCCACUCCAUGGAGCCGUCCUGCCGGUGGAAAGCGAUCUAGCUUCGUCAACAACUUUUCCGCCGCUGGUGGAAACACUGCAUUGUUGAUAGAAGAUGCUCCUAUCCAAGAGCGCACCGGUGUUGAUCCUCGAUCGGUGCAUACAGUGACCAUUUCGGCGAGAUCUCAAUCUGCCGUCAAGAACAACGCCGCUGCUCUGAUUCAAUACAUUGACACGAACAAGAACCUUUUCAAUGUUAAUGAGGGCAAGCUUCUUGCCGAUCUUGCCUAUACUACCACUGCCCGACGCAUUCACCAUCCAUUCCGGGUCAGCGCCACUGGAUCUACCUUGGAUGAGAUUCGAGCCGGUUUGAAUGCAAGUGCAAACCGUGAGAGCAUCACUCCCGUUCCUGCUACUGCACCUGGGGCUGGAUUCAUUUACACUGGUCAAGGCGCCCAAUACAGUGGCAUGGGAAGCCAGCUGUUUGAGAAUAACUCCCAGUUCCGAACUCACAUUGAGCACUUGGAUUGCAUUGCACAGAGCUUUGGCUUCCCCUCAAUUGUGCCUUUGGUGGAUGGAAGCGUCCCUGUGGAGGAACUCAGCCCCAUCGUGACCCAAUUGGGAACCACUUGCAUCCAGAUGGCCCUGACCAAGUUCUGGAUCUCUGUUGGUGUUACUCCUGCCUUUGUUCUCGGACAUAGUCUGGGCGAGUAUGCCGCAUUGAAUGCUGCUGGUAUUCUGAGCACCAGUGAUACCAUCUACCUUGCUGGUCGACGAGCACAGCUCCUCACCGAGAAAUGCCAGAUGGGAACCCACGCCAUGUUGGCUGUGAAGUCGUCAGUGGCUCAAGUCAAGCAAUACUUGGAAGAUGAUGUCGCUGAAGUUGCUUGCAUCAAUGCACCCAGUGAGACUGUCAUUAGUGGCUCCAAUGAGAAGAUUGAUCAAUUUGCCGAGAAGCUGGCCAAUGAAGGCUUUAAGGCUACCAAGCUCAAGGUGCCUUUUGCUUUCCACUCUGCUCAGGUUGACCCUAUCCUUGAAAGCCUCGAAGACAUUGCUAAGGGAGUUACCUUCAAUGAGCCUAAGCUUCCCUUCGUUUCCGCUCUUCUCGGAGAUGUUAUCAAGGAGGCCAACCUUGAUGUCCUUGGCCCCAGCUAUCUUACUCGCCACUGCCGUCAGUCUGUCAACUUCCUGGCUGCCCUGGAGGCAAUUCGUCAUGAGAAGUUGAUGAACGAUAAGACUCUCUGGGUUGAGAUUGGAUCUCACCCCGUGUGCUCUGGAAUGGUCAAGUCUACCUUUGGUCCCCAAGCUCUCACAGUGGCAUCCCUCCGUCGCCAGGAGGAUGCAUGGAAGGUUCUUUCGACAAGCAUGUCUGCCCUCUACAUGGCUGGAGUUGAUCUUCGUUGGAAGGAGUACCACCAAGAUUUUAGCUCCAUGCACGAUGUACUCAACCUUCCCGCCUACAAGUGGGAUUUGAAGAAUUACUGGAUUCCAUACACCAACAACUUCUGUCUUCUGAAGGGUGCUCCUGCCACACCAGUCGCUGAAGCUGCCCCUGUUACCACCUUCUUGACUACUUCUGCCCAGAAGAUUCUGGACACAAGUGGAGACAGCACUAAGGCCACUGUGACCAUCGAAAAUGACAUCGACGAUCCCGAGCUGAACCGUGUUAUCCAGGGUCACAAGGUCAAUGGAGCCGCUCUCUGCCCAUCCUCUCUCUAUGCCGAUAUUGCUCAAACACUGGGCGAGUUUUUGGUCGAGAAGUAUAAGCCCGAGUGGAAGGAACGUGGCUUUGAUGUUUGCGAAGUAGUUGUGCCAAAGCCCCUCAUUGCAAAGGGUGGCAAGCAACUGUUCCGGGUUUCGGCAACUUCAAACUGGGCCGAGGAGAAGGCUCAAGUCAAGGUCUGGUCUGUUACUCCCGAGGGUAAGAAGAUUCUUGACCAUGCUACUUGCACGAUCAAGUUCUUCGACACUAAAAUGGCGGCGGAAGAGUGGAAGCGCCAUUCUUACCUGAUCAAGCGAAGCAUUCGGCAUCUUCAGGAAAGCACCGAGUCUGGUGGAGCCCACCGCAUGAAGCGUGGAAUGAUUUACAAGUUGUUCAGUGCUCUUGUGGACUAUGACGAAAACUACAAGUCCAUUCAAGAAGUGAUUCUAGAUAGUGAGCAGCACGAAGCCACUGCAUUGGUCAAAUUUGCUGCUCCUCCAGGAAACUUCCACCGCAAUCCAUUCUGGAUUGACAGCAUUGGCCAUCUUUCUGGUUUCAUCAUGAAUGCCAGUGAUGGUAUUGAUUCCAAGAACCAGGUGUUCGUCAACCAUGGAUGGGACUCAAUGCGUUGCUUGAAGAAGUUUGACCCCAAUGUCACCUACCGUACUUAUGUUCGCAUGCAGCCUUGGAAGGACUCGAUCUACGCUGGAGAUGUGUACCUCUUUGAGGGAGACGACAUCGUUGCUGUCUACGGCGGAGUCAAGUUCCAGGCUCUGUCACGGAAGGUUUUGGACAUGGCACUUCCUCCUGCUGGCUCUAAGCCCGCUCCUGCUCCUGCUAAGGCCAGGCCCGCACCUAUUGACACCAAGAAGGCUCGCGCAUCUCCAGUCAAGAAGGCCGCGGCUCCUCCCAAAUCUGCCGACUCUGGCAUUGCUGCGAAGGCUCUGAACAUCCUGGCAGAGGAAGUUGGUCUUUCUGCCUCUGAGAUGACAGACGACCUGAACUUUGCAGACUACGGAGUUGAUUCCUUGCUCUCCUUGACAGUGACUGGUCGUUACCGAGAGGAGAUGAACCUUGACUUUGACUCCAAUAUCUUCAUUGAUCAGCCUACGAUCAAGGACUUCAAGCAGCUCCUGGCCUCAAUGAGUCCCGAGAGUAGCAGCGAUGGAUCUAGCAGCGAUAAUGACGUUUCAUCCGCCGCAUCAUCAACCGAUAUCUCGACUCCCAACUCCAGUGGCUUGCCUACACCAGCUAACGAGAAGACCAUGCUUCUGGAGACCGAACAACAGCAUGACAGCAUGAAGCAGAUCUGCGAGAUUCUCGCCGAAGAGAUUGGUGUCGGGCCCGAUGAGCUUCAGGGAGAUGUCAAUCUCGCAGAAAUGGGCCUGGAUUCAUUGAUGUCGCUUACCGUGUUGGGUAAGAUCCGCGAAACCUUGGACCUCGAGCUAUCUGGCGAGUUCUUCAUUGAGCACCAAACUGUCAACGAGGUGGAAAUUGCUCUUGACCUAAAGCCAAAGGCCGCUCCUCCUCCUGAGCCAAUUCAGCUCCCCAAGCAGAUCCCAGCGGAGGCCCCCAAGGUCCUUUCUACCACAGCAAUCCAGCACCCCCCAGCAACUUCCAUCCUCUUGCAGGGAAACCCUAAGACAGCCACACAGAAGCUGUUCCUAUUCCCCGACGGCUCGGGAUCCGCUACUUCUUACGCCUCAAUCCCAGGCAUCUCUCCCGAUGUCUGCGUGUACGGACUUAACUGCCCCUACAUGCGGAACCCAGAGAACCUGAACUUCAGCCUGGACGAGCUGACAUUCCCCUACGUGGCCGAAAUCCGUCGCCGACAGCCGAAAGGCCCGUACAACUUCGGCGGCUGGUCAGCAGGAGGUAUCUGUGCCUACGAUGCAGCCCGCCACCUGAUCUUCGAUCAAGGUGAGCAAGUCGACCGUCUGCUCCUCCUGGACUCUCCAUUCCCCAUCGGUCUCGAGAAGCUUCCUCGCCGUCUAUACAAGUUUUUCGAUACCAUUGGUCUGUUCGGCGAGGGCAAGGCUCCUCCACCCAGCUGGCUGCUUCCUCAUUUCCUGGCCUUCAUUGACUCCCUGGAUGCAUAUAAGGCUGUGCCUUUCCCCUUCGAUGAUGAGAAACUUGCCGAUAAGCUCCCCAAGACUUUCAUGGUCUGGGCUAAGGAUGGUGUCUGCAACCAGCCGAAUGAUCCUCGUCCUGCACCUGCUGAGGAUGGAAGCCCUGAUCCAAGGGAGAUGCUGUGGCUGCUGAACAACCGGACCGAUCUUGGACCUAAUGGAUGGGACACUCUUGUUGGCCCAAAGAAUGUUGGUGGCAUUACUGUGAUGGAGGGUGCGAAUCAUUUCACUAUGACUCGUGGUGAGAAGUCUAAGGAGCUGGCGGCAUUCAUUGCUAGAGCUAUGGAGUCUUCGCGUUGA